Molecule: messenger RNA, 1500 nt
Organism: Pieris macdunnoughi
Lineage: Eukaryota; Metazoa; Arthropoda; Insecta; Lepidoptera; Pieridae
Source: the annotation of a GenBank genome assembly
AUGGCAAAAGAAGUAACAAUGUGCACGCAAUUACAACAAUGGAGCCCCGUCAAGGAAACAGCAGGUGCUCCGAAUAUUCCGCCACAAGUGGGCUAUUGUUUUCACUCGCCUAAAAAGCACCCUUGGCGACCAAUCAUGGGCUAUGAAGAAAUUGAAGUUACUCCUAUGCCAUCGCAACCUAUAACCAAUACGAUGGUAGAUCCUUGCUACACCCCGACGGGAAUGGCAGCGGAGCCCCUUCGCUUCCCGAACUUGGUGACAGGAUUUGACCGAAGCCCCGAACACGCAGCCCGAGCUGCACUCUACACCCGUUACACUCAAUACGAGUGGAACCAGAACAGCAUCAAGAAUUACAACGAGUCUGAUGCAAAGCGGAAUUUCUCGGAGCGUGUCAGAAAUGAUAUCAUGAGGAUGUUGAGAGAGACUGAUGAGAUUGGUACUCAAGGUCAGCGUGACUCUGGGAGACGUAUCGGAGAACGUAUCACCGAUACGACCUUUUGGAGAAAUGAGGUAUCAAUUGAAAUGGAGCGUCUUGUAUCCACUUGCGAGAAGUUGAACGACACUCGAAGACAAUUGGAGCGAGCCAUCGCCGGUAUUGAAGGACCACUGCAUAUCGUACAGGAGUGUCUCUACCAUCGGGAGAAAAGACAGGGUCUGGAACAAGUCCAUGACGCUGUAGAGCAGUCUUUGCUUAAGGAAGUGGCGAUACUACGCGAGUGUCAGGACAAGUUCAGAAACAUGCUGGAGAAGGUUCGUCAGCAAUCUAAAAACUGUCGCGCCACACAACACGAGUUGGAGUCAGACAUGCGGAACAAGGAAUAUUCCCUCGGUAUUGACAACAUGUGCCAUCAGCUCAAUAACUUCUCCAAGGGCCUGCAAUUCUACGCGGGCAUCGAACGCUACGACCCGUCAGUGUGUGACACUGAGCGCUGGGCAGCUGCCAGUGCUGCUACACUGCAGAGGUCGCAAUCCGAACGCGCUAAGGCCGUGCAAAUGCUCUCCGAUGCCGAGAACCUGGUGAACGUAUCGGCGACGGAGAUUUGGGACCAAUGGAGCAACACCAACAGCGCUUUCACGAGACGCAUCGCCGAGACCAUCGAGAUCAAGAACAAGCUGCAGUUGCACUUGCACAAGGUUCAGCAAGAAAUGUUUGACGUGGAGAAGACUCUAGAACUGCUAAACAAGGCUAUCGAAGACAAAUUGCAGCCGCUGAGGGUGGCUCACACCCGACUCCAAGCUCGGACCAACAGACCGCACCUGGAGAAGUGCCGAGAUGAAGCGCAGAAUAGAUUGGUGAAAGAAUGCUGUGAUCUCCAAGAGACUAUGGAGACCUUGAGGUCAAAGAUAGCUACGGCCGAAGGCACUCACCAGACUUUACUUGGCGUACGAGCGGGGCUGGAAGCGGACCUGCGCAACAAGUCGACCACGCUGUUCAUAGACAGGGACCAAUGUAUGGGACUGAGGCGGGGCUACCCGGUGACUGCUGCUAUCAAAGCUUAA